AUGAAGUUACCGGAGUCUAAAAGCACUAGCCGGGCUGCACGCAUGGGUCUUACUCCUAGAGGAGUAAUCGGGGGCCCAUCUCUUCUUUUGUUUUUUUCUUCUUCAACAUAUGAAUGCAAUUUUCCUUCUCAAACCCUAACUCUAACAAGAGCCAUCUUCCAGCCCCUCUCUCUCGCUCAGACGUCUUCUUCAAUCCUCAUCUCUCUGCUCAGCGCCCUCCUAGCCCGUCCGCCUAGACCGCCUAGAGCCCGCCUAGCGCCCGCCUAG
Molecule: messenger RNA, 267 nt
Organism: Prunus armeniaca (apricot)
Lineage: Eukaryota; Viridiplantae; Streptophyta; Magnoliopsida; Rosales; Rosaceae
Source: the annotation of a GenBank genome assembly